Biomphalaria glabrata is the source of this 848-nucleotide messenger RNA. RefSeq lists its product as uncharacterized. The record is from RefSeq and is a predicted model, not a curated record. Bases 194 to 541 code for a protein of 115 amino acids. The transcript is spliced from 12 exons. NCBI's taxonomy places the organism in Eukaryota, Metazoa, Mollusca, Gastropoda, Planorbidae.
AAAUUCAAUACAGAUUUAGCUACUUGAAACAAAGACCAACGACUAAGGACUGUGAACAAUGACCAAUGACCGUGUCCAGUGACUAGCGACGCUGAUAGCUCUACGCUCCUUAAAUUUUCCAGUACAAAGAUUUUUCUGGAUCCUUUCAGUCAAUUAUAGUAGAUUCUACAAGUUUUUGCUUUGACCUCAUAUCAUGGUUACGCAAAUCAAUAUUUCAUUAAGUUCCAAAAUGGACAGGUAUAUCGAAAAGGCAUACACUGAGAACAAAUACAUUCUUGUCGAAAAAAUUCGAAAACACUGUCUCAAACAUAAUAAACCUGAGAAGUCUAAAUCUGAGUUAGUAAACAAACUUGACAAAGCUAUAAAGAAUGCUGCUUCAGAUUCCGACUGUAGCUGGAAAACUGCAUCUAGAGACGAGAAGAAAAAGGAAUUGAAAAAAAUCUAUAAAGAUGUGAGGGAGGUGAAAAUGUCAAUAGAUUCCAGCAAUGAAUUUUAUGAUAGCGAUAACAGCGUAGCAUCAUUGGACUUAUCGGUUUGGUAAUAAGAUUUAGUACAUUUUAAUUACAUUCUUUUCUAUUUCAGAAUGUAAGCUUGAGAUUGAAUUUCUUUUUUGUUUAAAAAUAAGUCAAUAUCUUAUAAUAUUUUCUGUUUCACUUUUAAAAACAUUUUAGAACAAUUAUAAAUUUACUUUUCUUUCGCAGCAUGACAAACAUUUUUUAAAAAUAAUUGAUAAAAUUAAAAUAAGCCAAUGUGUUUCAAUAUUUUUAAAACACGUGAAUUUGUACCUUACAAAUAUUCAACAAAAGAUUUGUAGAAAUUGUAGAAUUCUUAAUGUGUAAAAAAAAUUA